Messenger RNA from Oncorhynchus nerka (sockeye salmon), 4564 nucleotides. Its product is annotated as DNA (cytosine-5)-methyltransferase 3A-like. The coding region runs from base 558 to 2690 and encodes 710 amino acids. NCBI's taxonomy places the organism in Eukaryota, Metazoa, Chordata, Actinopteri, Salmoniformes, Salmonidae. Gene Ontology annotation, biological process: negative regulation of DNA-templated transcription. The transcript is spliced from 18 exons. Gene Ontology annotation, molecular function: methyltransferase activity. The record is from RefSeq and is a predicted model, not a curated record. Gene Ontology annotation, cellular component: cytoplasm; nucleus.
CUGGGGACAGGGCAUCAGGUUCACUGUGCUGCUAGAGCUGACGGGGGAAGGAGGAGGAGAGGAAGAAGAGAUUUCUUAACUGAAAGGGUUAGCUUAAAGGGGAAGAAUCCCUUUCUGCUCUCUUCUUCCGCUUUCGCAGAGAGAGAGCGAGAGAAACGAUCCCUCGUUUUAUGUGCCUUUCGUUGUGUUACAGUGAGUGGACUUUUCUCUCCUUCCUCCCACCCCUCAUUCUUCUCCUAACCCCUCCCCCAGCCCCAGCUAUGGAAAUGAACUCUGUGAAGAUGAGGUUUGCUGCAAAUUUCCAGCCCUGCUUGCAAGACAGCCUCUUGGCUCUCCGCCAACAUUUUGCAAAUCCUCUCUAGCCAACCAGAAUUCCUGUCGGUAGUCACCUGACCCUGAAUUCCCAGACAAAGAAAUGUUCAUGCUUCUUUCUCUUCUUUUUUUGAGCGAUCUCCUCUACCCGGAGUGGGGGGUAAAAAAUUGCAGCCCUACAUUGGAUUAAAAGGGUCGUGUGUUGGCGUGUAUGGGCAGAGAAAAAGGCCCUGCUGGUGUCAGUGAUGAACGCAAUGGAGGACCAUGAGGAGAUGGAGCCUGAGCCACAACAGAAAGAAGAAGUGUCAGUAAUCACACACAACCAACAACAGCAGCAGCAACAACAACAACAACAACAACAGCAGCCCACGGACCCAGCGUCCCCGACGGUGGCCACCACACCUGAACCUGUCGCCAUGGCAGGGGGUGACAAGACAUCACCCAAGACAGCUGAUACUGAGCCUGAGUACGAGGAUGGGCGUGGUUUCAGCAUUGGGGAGCUGGUGUGGGGGAAGCUGAGGGGGUUCUCCUGGUGGCCUGGUCGUAUUGUCUCCUGGUGGAUGACCGGACGCAGCCGAGCUGCCGAGGGGACACGAUGGGUCAUGUGGUUCGGCGAUGGAAAAUUCUCUGUGGUGUGUGUAGAGAAACUGUUGCCUUUGAGUUCCUUCUCCAACGCCUUCCACCAGCCCACCUACAGCAAGCAGCCCAUGUAUAAGAAAGCCAUCUAUGAGGUGCUUCAGGUGGCCAGCACCCGAGCAGGCAAAGCAUUUAUAGCCUGUCCGGAGAGCGAUGAGACGGACACCUCCAAGUCAGUGGAUCUACAGAGCAAACAGAUGAUAGAGUGGGCUAAGACAGGCUUCCAACCCACCGGGCCCAAGGGCCUAGAGCCACCAGAAGAGGAGCGUAACCCAUAUAAGGAGGUGUACCCUGACGUGUGGGUGGAGCCAGAGGCGGCAGCCUACACGCCCCCUCCAGCCAAAAAGCCUCGCAAAAGCACUGCAGCCGAGAAACCCAAGGUCAAGGAGAUGAUUGACGAGGGGACGAGAGAGAGACUUGUGUAUGAAGUGAGACAGAAAUGCAGAAGCAUAGAAGACAUCUGCAUCUCCUGUGGAAGUUUGAAUGUUUCCCGUGAACACCCUCUGUUUGCUGGAGGAAUGUGCCAGAGCUGUAAGAACUGCUUUCUAGAAUGUGCAUAUCAGUAUGAUGAUGAUGGUUACCAGUCAUACUGCACUAUUUGCUGUGGGGGACGAGAGGUGCUCAUGUGCGGGAACAACAACUGCUGCAGGUGUUUCUGUGUGGAGUGUGUGGACCUGCUGGUGGGCCCAGGUGCAGCACAGAUAGCUAUUAAAGAGGAUCCCUGGAGCUGCUACAUGUGUGAGAAGGGACAGAAGGGAGUGUUCGGCCUGCUGGAGCGUCGCACUGACUGGCCCUGUCGUCUACAGCACUUCUUCGCUAAUAACCAUGACCAAGAUUUUGAACCACCAAAGCUUUACCCUCCAGUCAUGGCAGAGAAGAGACAACCCAUACGUGUCCUGUCACUGUUCGAUGGCAUAGCAACAGGUCUGCUGGUGCUGAAGGAGCUGGGUAUCCAGGUGGAACGCUAUGUGGCGUCGGAGGUGUGUGAGGACUCCGUCACGGUGGGCAUCGUCAGGCAUCAGGGACGCAUCAUGUACGUGGGCGACGUGAGGAACGUCACGCGCAAACAUUUACACGAGUGGGGCCCCUUUGACUUAGUGAUUGGUGGAAGUCCAUGUAACGACCUCUCUAUUGUCAACCCGGCUAGGAAGGGUCUUUAUGAGGGCACUGGUCGGCUGUUCUUUGAGUUCUACCGUCUGCUGCACGAGGCUCGGCCCAAAGAGGGCGACAACCGGCCGUUCUUCUGGCUCUUUGAGAAUGUGGUGGCCAUGGGUGUCAGCGACAAGAGGGACAUCUCUCGCUUUCUAGAGUGUAACCCGGUGAUGAUCGAUGCCAAGGAGGUGUCUGCUGCUCACCGCGCCCGCUACUUCUGGGGGAACCUGCCUGGCAUGAACAGGUUGGUGAGAGAACGACCCUUGACUGCCAUGUGCACUGACAGACUGGACCUUCAGGAUUGUUUGGAGCAUGGCAGAACAGCGAAGUUUGGCAAAGUGAGGACCAUCACCACUCGCUCUAAUUCCAUUAAGCAGGGUAAAGACCAGCACUUCCCUGUCUUCAUGAACGAGAAGGAGGACAUUCUCUGGUGCACUGAGAUGGAGAGGGUGUUUGGCUUCCCUGUCCAUUACACAGACGUGUCCAACAUGAGUCGGCUGGCCAGGCAAAGGCUUCUGGGAAGGUCGUGGAGUGUACCGGUCAUCCGUCACUUGUUUGCACCACUCAAAGAGUACUUUGCCUGUGUUUAACAAGACUUGGCUUAGAAACCACCACAAACAUAUAACUGUUGUUGUAACUAGAAACAAGAGUUGUGGUGAAAUUAUACUACUUCCUGGUAUCAUUUCUCAGGCAAGCAAAACAUCAUCAGAGUAGAUAUUUCACAUUAUUUCUUGUAUUUUGAAAUGUACUUCUUAUUCUAUUUAAUUUGUAUAUGUCAUUUGACCUUUUUAGCAGUGUUAUCCAGUAUUUUUUUUAUUGAUUUAUUUGUGCAAGCUAUACUUGAGACAAGGCUUUCUUCUCAAGGCACUGAGGAAGAAGAAACUAGGAUCUGUGUGAUUUUUUUAAAAGUUUUUUUUAUUUUUUAAAUAAAGACUAGGAUUGGGUGAUUGGAAAAGAUCUGAAAGAUAAGAGUUUAUCAUACUGUGUGUACAGUAUGUUAUGUGAAUGGUUUUGGCUGUGUAGGCAUGAUUUUGUUUUGGCCUCUAUCUGAAGUGGACGAAGCAGUCCACCUCCUGAGCCUUGCAGAGCUAAAGUGAAUAAGGGUGAUUUUCUUCAGUGUCACAGAAAGCUGUCUUAAUGAAUCCAAAACACCAGAUCACAUAUACCUCUUUGUUUACAGUUUAUAUACACAGUUAACUGAAGGUUAAGGUACUACUGUAAAAUGGUUACAAUACCAUGGUGCUUCGAGACAAUAGGAAACAUCACAGUCCAUGUGGCACAGGCACUACACUUUAGACAAGAUGGGGGGGGGGGGGGGACAUUGCCUGGAAAGUUGUUUUUUCAGUGUGAUGUUUUCACACUUAAAGAAGUUAUGUGCUAUCUUAAUAACUUUAAAUGACUUCAAAGUGGCGAUAAAAUACGGCGUGGUGGCAGACGACUGCAGAAUAGCAUGCCAUAUCCUCCUCUUUCCUAUGUUUUACAGCUUUUUUUUUAAACAAAAAAUUGUACUGGUGCUUUUUCAAUCAUUUUUCAAGCCUUGCGACACGCAAACUCAGGCCCCCGUGCCUGCCCGUGUCAGACUCUGCACAAACACAAAAUGAAGCUAGCCACAUGGGCAGUGAUGUUUUCUGUAGUUACAAAAAACAAAACAAAAAUAUUGAUCCAAGGUCUGUGGUGAACUACUUUUUUUGUAGUUUCAUCCUGACCCAUGUCAUUACUGUACAACUGUUAGUGAGCAUGGUCGGUGGACUGGAGGGAGUGUGGCUGCCCUGGUGUUUCCACAACCAAGUAAAGACUCUCCCUUCCCUUCUCACCCCUGCAAACUAGAUAGUAGAUACUGUCAGGUGCAAGUCUUCAAACAAUAUGGUGCGGCUUCACAAUGCUCUUCUACCGUUUUAUAGCAAUUUUGUGCUGUUUUACCAACAUUAUAAAGCACUUUUUAUAUGUAUACUUCUUUUUUUUCCUUUAGUAUUAGAAACAUUUCUUGUUUUUUUUCUUGUGAAAUGAUUGUUUUUGUUUUUAUGAGGUGAACUGUUUUACCAUUGUGUAAUACAGUAUGUUUUCUAUACCGUAGGGCUGUGCCAAUAGAGGUGAAAUAAUGGAUUAUUAGAGUGGCGUAUCCAUGGAAACGAUUGAAUUAUUGAUUGCUACUCAAUGUACAGUAGAUUUAAUUGAAAAUGAUUCAUGUGCUCCGUUACCAUAUUGUCUUCUGUUCAAAGCAGUAAUUCAGUGUCAUCCUCCGGAUGAAAAAGAAUGUGUCUAUUUCUAUUACGAUUGUAGGAUUUAGAUGGGGAAUAUUUCGAGAGUCGAAGGAGAGAGAGCUAUUCAAACGAUUAUUACCCAAACUUGGAUUACAUUUCAAAUCUGCAUUUUCUGAUGAUCUGAAUUAUUAUGACCUUGAAUGUGGAAGAUUUGGAAAUGAGUUUGUCAAUAACUGAAAAUUGAACAGUGCCCCCCCCCCCCC